UAAAUUAUACUCCCUCCGUCCCAUAAAGUGUUACCCAUUUUGACUAAAGUUGAAAUUAAGGGAGGGAUAAUUUUGUGUUGACUUUCCAAAAAUACCCUUGAUGUGAUGGGUAAAAGUAGGAUGUGAUGUGUAGAUUAUUAGGAAAAAGGUAUGAUGUGAUAGUUAGGGUUUGAAAAACGGUUCCCAUAUAAUGAACCCCCUCUUGGAGACACCCAUCACUUCUUUAAACAAAAGAACCAAGUUGAUAAACCCCCCUACCACCAGAAAGUGUACGUACGUGCAGUCAUGAGUGAGGAAGGUAGAAGCCCUAGCGUUUUAAUGUUCCCAUUCUUGGCUCACGGCCACAUCACUCCUUACCUGGGACUGGCCAAGAAUCUCUCCCACCGGGGUUUCCUCAUCCACCUAUGUUCCACCCCCGUCAUCCUCGCCUCCGUCAAGAACAUGAUCCCGGAGAAGUAUUCCGCCUCGAUCCGGCCGGUGGAGCUCCACCUGCCGCACCUCCCGGAACUCCCUCCCCAUUGCCACACCACCAACGGCCUCCCGCCCCACCUCCAGCCCACCCUCCGGAGGGCAUUGCGGAUGUCGAAGCCGAAUUUCUCCGAGAUCAUGCGCGCCCUCAAGCCCGACCUCCUCGUCCUCGACUUCCUCCAGGUCUGGGCUGAAGAGGUCGCGCAUGAUCUCCGCAUCCCCGCCAUUCGGUUCUACAACGUUUGCGCCGCCACAUCCUCUUACAUUAACUUCACCACAAUAAGUGGUGGCUCGGAAGACGUCUUCCCGUUCCCGGCCAUUCGCCUGGAUGGGCACUGGGAAACCGUCUUCCGAGCUUCCGUGAGGCACAUCAUGAUGAGCGAGAGGGACCCGGAAGAGAGCCUCUCGAAGCCACAAAUGGUUUUGAUCAGUAGCUCAACGGAAAUGGAGCCCGAGUACAUACAAUACUACUCCAAGAUUAUCGGAUGCAGAGUCGUUCCGAUCGGGUUGUUAGCCCAAGACCAAACCGAGGAAUCCCCGCAAAAUAUAGGGGAGAUCUUGGAUUGGCUCGAUACGAAAGAGGAAGGCUCGGUCGUGUACAUCUCAUUUGGGAGCGAGUGCUUCUUGUCCAAACAAGAAAUCGAGGAGAUGGCCCGCGGGCUAGAGCUGGUGGCGAGGGCCGCCACCAGCAAGGUGAACUUCAUUUGGGUGCUAAGGUCCCCAAAUGGGAGAAACAUGGAUGUUGUUGAAGAAUCACUCCCCAAUGGAUUUGUAGAAAAGAUGGGGGAGAGAGGAAAGAUAGUGAAAGGGUGGGCCCCACAGGUGAAGAUUCUCAGCCACCGGAGCGUGGGUGGGUUUCUGACACACUGUGGGUGGAACUCGAUAAUGGAGAGUCUCAAUUUCUCCGUCCCGAUCAUCGCCAUGCCCAUCCACGUCGAUCAACCCGUGAAUGCCAGGUUUCUAGUGGAGAAGGGCCUGGCAAUCGAGGUCACGAGGGACGGAGGAGGAAAGUUUUCAAGGACGGCGAUAGCUAGGGCGGUGGAGGAGGCUUUUAGUGGGAAGAGAAGUGAGGCAUUGAAGAUGAGGGUUAAGGACAUGAGCAUUAGGUUAAAGAUGAAACAGAGGGAGGAGAUGGACAAUGCUGCACUGGAAUUGAGAAAACUUUGUGCCCAGAUAGAGAAAGUGUAGUUUGAUUUAAAUUAUUUACAGCCAAUUGCCAAAUAAUCGUACUUCCUCAAUUUUAUUCCCAUUUGAGUUUAUUGAUCGGUGUUGUUAAGGUUUUCAAUGCAUGCACAUUGGAUAAAACAAUAUACACUACAACAAAAAAAAGUACUUAUG
Cuscuta campestris is the source of this 1806-nucleotide messenger RNA. The record is from the annotation of a GenBank genome assembly. NCBI's taxonomy places the organism in Eukaryota, Viridiplantae, Streptophyta, Magnoliopsida, Solanales, Convolvulaceae.